AUGGCGCCUGCGCUCGCCGAACCUGGUCCAUCGAGUGCAAAGCAAAAUGCUUCUGGAAAGAAUGAUGCUCUCAAUCAAGAGAGACAGGCAACUCCUGAGCAGAUGGCGGAGAUCCGGCGACUAGUCCAGGUCAUCGCACGAUUAUUUUAUGAUGAUGGAUACAUACUUCUUGUUGACCAGCUUGUUAGUAUUGCAUUAAUUCCUAUUGAAGUUCUUGCGCGUCGUAUUGGAAUGCAGACGCGUGAUUUGGCUUCACUUGCUUCAAAACUUGUUGAAGACCGCGUGAUUAGCGUUUACCGGUGUCAAGAGACACGAGACGGUCCGUUUCAGCGAUCCAUCACUCGUACUUAUUUUUAUAUUGACUACAAAUUGUUCUUGGAUGUAACUAAAUGGAGAAUGAUGGCUAUGAGAAGACAUAUUGAUACCAAGUUGCGCAACGGCUUGGAUAACAAGGGGUAUGUGUGCCCUCGGUGCGGCAAAUCGUAUUCCACAUUGGAAGUCGCGCAUUUGUUGAACCCCUUUCGCAACUUGUUUGUAUGUGAUGUUCCAGGAUGUGGCACGGAGCUUGUCGAUAAUGAAGACGCAGAAGACGUACGAAGCUCGAAAGACACGUUGACUCGCUUCAACGAACAACUGAGUGUCGUUCAAAAAAUGCUCCGCAGUGUUGAUGGUGUUGCACUACCACCAAUGGAUGCACAUGCAUGGCUUGCAAAGAACAGCGCUGCACCCCCCUGGGCUCAUGAGACGGCGCGCGACGAAAAGGCGCUGGCGCCUGGCUCUGUUCCUAAAACGACACCUAAGGCUCCUGCCGUGCGUGUUGAAAUGGCACACGAUACUGAGCGAGAGAGGCUGGAACUCGAACGUCAGCGUGCUUUGGAAGAAGAACAACAAAGAGCACAGAACACUUUGCCAUCAUGGCAUUUGGCAUCCACGGUUAGUGGUGAUCGCACCGGCCUGGGCAAUUCCGAGUCUCUGCGGCGAGGGUCUGAGGUGGACGACAUAAAAGAUGUGCCCCAAGACACUGAUAUACAAUCUGUCGAAGAUGUUGACUAUUACGCUCGCUAUGCCUCACAAGUACAAGAAUUUACAGAUGCAGAAGCUACAAGUACAAAGCGCCAGGCAGAGAAUGCACACGAUGGACAGCCAGAACAGAAGCGGGUCAAGCCUGACGAAGAAGAAGAGGAGGAGGACAUGGAGGACAUGGAGGAUGUCAUUUAA
This is a messenger RNA of Malassezia restricta, 1218 nucleotides long. RefSeq names its product transcription initiation factor TFIIE subunit alpha. The record is from RefSeq and is a predicted model, not a curated record. Gene Ontology annotation, cellular component: transcription factor TFIIE complex. NCBI's taxonomy places the organism in Eukaryota, Fungi, Basidiomycota, Malasseziomycetes, Malasseziales, Malasseziaceae. Gene Ontology annotation, biological process: transcription initiation at RNA polymerase II promoter; transcription open complex formation at RNA polymerase II promoter. Bases 1 to 1218 code for a protein of 405 amino acids. The transcript has a single exon.